AGGUGACAUUGAAUGGGCUGGAGGUUAUGACAUUCUUGGUGGAGCGCAUGAAGGAAGACUUCCGGCCCUAUCUCUCCUCCGUCAUACCCGCCGUCACCGACAGAUUAGGUAAGUCACUCCUCUCAUUAUCUGUUGUAUCGGGCAUAAGCAAGGCAUUAUUAUUGUUGCUGGAUUUGCCAUACAUGAUCAUAAUCAAUCAUGGUGCAUCAUCGGUGACAGUCUCGCGCCUCAUCCCACACAUUGUCAAACUUUUGUCAGACCCAACUGCAAUGGUGAGAGACUGCGCCUUCAACACUUUGGUGGAGUGCUACAAACACUAUGGUGAAAGACUUAGAGCAGAUUUGACGAAGAAACACAAUAUUCCACCUGCAAAACUUCCAGGAUUGAUGACACGGUUUGAUGAUAUACGGGACACCGGCCUUAUGCUGCCCACGGCUACUACUGCCACAGGCACAAUAGAAGGUUAGCUCAUUUACUAUUUCAUUCACUUUUGUUCUCAAGAUGAUGAUGUUAUUGA
This is a messenger RNA of Procambarus clarkii (red swamp crayfish), 517 nucleotides long. NCBI's taxonomy places the organism in Eukaryota, Metazoa, Arthropoda, Malacostraca, Decapoda, Cambaridae. The record is from RefSeq and is a predicted model, not a curated record.